UUUAUUUGCUUCUGCCUGUAGAGAAAGCUGCAUGCAGUUUAAACGAAACAAUAGAAAUCCACAAGGAGAGUUUCACAGGCUUGACAGCAACAGAUGAAAAGUCAAAUAUCAAGGUCGAUGUGGAACUCUUGAAACUUGCAGAUCAUGAUACUGGCAGUACAGCUUCAGUUUCAGCAAUGGAGCCAGGAGGAUGUCAGAAGGCAUCCACAUCUCCAGGUGCAAACAGGAAAAGACGAUCUGAUAUGGAUUUAGAAGAUCUCCAACCACUUAAGGAGAAAGUCCUAUGCCUAAUUGCUCUAAAUUACCUCAAUACUAUACCACCACAGAGCAAGGAUGAACACAAUGAGUUUCAUGAAUACUUGCUAAAAAUGAAGGUCCUCAUUACAGGUGUUUCUGUAGGAAGUUUGGUGAUAACAGUAAAGUUUGACUCUCUCAAGAGCUUAGAGGAAUUAUGGAAAGAUUACUCAUGUGGCCUUUUGGGUAAGAUGGUUCAAGAUUGUUUUGUGACUGAAAAGCUCUUGAAGGAACUGAACCUGGUAGAGCUGAAGCUGAAAACAACAAUGGACAUGGAAGAGUGCAAUGCAUGCAAACUCCACUUUGAGAAGGAUGCACUCAGAGGUCAGUAA
Stylophora pistillata is the source of this 626-nucleotide messenger RNA. RefSeq lists its product as uncharacterized. NCBI's taxonomy places the organism in Eukaryota, Metazoa, Cnidaria, Anthozoa, Scleractinia, Pocilloporidae. The record is from RefSeq and is a predicted model, not a curated record. Gene Ontology annotation, molecular function: protein binding.